Messenger RNA from Staurois parvus, 282 nucleotides. The record is from the annotation of a GenBank genome assembly. Lineage: Eukaryota; Metazoa; Chordata; Amphibia; Anura; Ranidae.
GGGAGAGCGGAUAUAGUGAAUGCAGGGUCCGGGGAGACCGGAUAUAGUGAAUGCAGGGUCCGGGGAGAGCAGAUAUAGUGAAUGCGGGGUCCGGGGAGACUGGAUAUAGUGAAUGCGGGGUCCGGGGAGAGCAGAUAUAGUGAAUGCGGGGUCCGGGGAGAGCAGAUAUAGUGAAUGCGGGGUCCGGGGAGAGCGGAUAUAGUGAAUGCAGGGGUCCGGGGGAGAGCGGAUAUAGUGAAUGCAGGGUCCGGGGAGAGCGGAUAUAGUGAAUGCAGGGUCCGG